Molecule: messenger RNA, 2239 nt
Organism: Artibeus jamaicensis (Jamaican fruit-eating bat)
Lineage: Eukaryota; Metazoa; Chordata; Mammalia; Chiroptera; Phyllostomidae
Exons: 6
Coding region: 1009-1587 (192 amino acids)
Source: RefSeq, a predicted model, not a curated record
AUGGCGCCCGUGGCCACCAGGUCCUCUGGCGCGCCGGGCUCCGCGGGGCUGGCCCACGAGCUGUUGAGCGAUGCAUUGGGGCCGCGGGGGGACUCGGGUGUGGGGAAGCUGCUCGCAGGCUCUGGGCUCAGGGCCAUCUGUGCCGCCUCACGCGGGGCUUGGGGCCGGGUGUGCUGCGGGGGCAUCUGUGGGCCACGGGCUCGCGCUGCAGGAGAAGAUGCCCAUCAAGAUACAGGCGAGGCACCCCUCCAGCGUGAGGGCGCGGUUCCCACGGGGCGGGGCCUGGGGAGGGACCGGGCUCAGCCUGGAGACCCUCUGUUCAGAGCUCUGUCUUCUUUCCUGGCUCUCCACGAAGACCAGGGAGCCACCCGGACCAGCUGCCCCAAGAGCGCCCCCACCCUGGGCCUCCAUGCAAGUCGAGGGGCUUCUGGGGCGGACUGGGCUUUUCUGAGGGGCACGGCAUGGCCAGGCGGCCAGGGGCAGGGGCAACGGUGGGCAGAGCUGGGAGCUGGAGCCUGGAGCCCCGCCCAGGCCUCUGUUUCUCACCUGCAAGAGCGGGCCUCCCCUACCUAUAGCCCUUUCUCCGUGUUUCUCCUGCACAUUUUAAAAGUACGUUUGGCUCAGAUGGCAAAAGUAGAACCUGCUGACUCCAAGAGUUCAAAAAAGAAAGCCCUGUAAUGUCCACUUGUCCGCCUCAUGCCGGACACUAAAGUGACUCGGACUGUGGGCCUGCACGGGGCUGAGUCAGUCAUCUGCUGAGCUUCUGGACAAACAGGAGAACACCCGUGCGACCCUGGGGAGGCAGAGACCCCUCCAAACACACCAAGAACCCGCACAAUGAACGAGACGACCGGUGGCCCCCACUGAGGGAGCAAAAGUGUGAGCCGGGGCCUGGGAGAAGGCCAGACAAAGAACCCGUCACCGAGAUACAUGGAAAACUGCGGAAAGAAGCUUUGAACAGUAUCUUCUCAAAAGAAGACGUCAAAAGGCUGAGAAGCAAAUGAAAAGAUGCUCAAAAGAUCAGAGCCCUGGGCAGUCGGGGUGCCAGGGAAAGAAAUGCUCCCCGCUCCCCGCAGAGAAGACGAGGCAUCCUGCAUCUUCCAGCAAGGGGGACGCCCAGGGAGCCCAGGACUCCUCACUGAGAGACGGACCCCCAGCCCGGCAGCUCCUGGCCUGGGAGUGUCCAUGUCGCCUGUGGAAGCAGUUGGACAAGUGGACUCACAGACAGCUCUUGCUCUCAUCCUCUCCCUCCGUGGGCAGGUGAUUCAGGCCGAUAGACAGCUCAUCUGCUGCCCCUGGUCCAGACACCCCAUGGCCCAGGACGUGCCCUGGUCACUAGGGAAACCUGCAAAAACACAGCCCAGGGUCACCAAACAGCCCCCAGAGCCACGGACCAGGACAUACGAUGACCAAAGACCAAGCACAGCAUCCACGAGCAGGAUGCUCAUCAGCCUGACCACAGACUCGUCAAAAAGGCGGGUCCUGUCACCGCCCACCCCCCUGCGCCUCCUCUCACCCCAGAAAGCGUCUGGGGAAGAACAGACCCUGUGGGCAACUAAGGGACCAGUGGCCUCCCUGCCUCCUUGAAGGGCCCUCGGGGCUGAACACGGCUGCUUCCUCCAGCCCCAGUGUGACCCCCUCAGGCUGGGCGAUCUGCAGGAAAGGAAGACUCGAUGAUUUAGGAUCUGCAGACUCACUUCUGAAAGAUACAUGAGGAAGAGUGGUCUCAAAAACCAGUAAAAGGGCCUUACUGCUCCUGUUAAUCCCUGCUGCAGCAGUGAGACUCCAGGGAGUGGACGCUGGGAAGGACGUGGCCCACCCUUGAAUCACUGGAAGCCAGAGACCACCACUGCCAACCUGUGGAAACCUCCAUGUUGGUUGGACAUGUACAAGCAGCUGCCAAUUACAAACUCCUUCCCUGCCCACAGCACCCGGUGCUCAGCCUCGCUGCCUUCCCCCAUCGGUCUUUGGAGCCCGGGGCUGGGGACAGUCAUGAGUGCCUCUGUUCUGUGAAUGUUACUGGGAUCCUUUACACGUGGGUUAGCCUGUAGAUUUUUUUUUUAAAUCUCAGGUGUAUAUGGUUCUUCUGCCCUGGCUGGUGUGGCUCAGUGGAUUGAGUGUCAGCCUACGAACCAAGGGUCUCCGGUUCAAUUCCCAUCAGGGCACAUGCCUGGGUUGUGGGCCAGGUCCCCACUGGGGGGCAGCAACCACACAUUGCUGUUUCUCUCCCUUUCUAAAA